CUACCAAAUGCCACCUUUCUUAGGAAAAACCGUUCUCAUUCUUCUUUUUCUCUUUGUACUUUUCUCUCUCGCCGCACCUUCAAUUUUCUUGACUUCUUCGCAUUUUCCUUCCUCGCUACCAUCGCUCAACCAUAAAUCUCAUCAACACAAUCACUUUCUUCAUUCAUCUACUACAUUCUUUUCUUCAAUCAUCAUCAUAAUCACCAUGAUUUCCCAACUCAAUUUCACAUCUUCUUCAUUGCCUUUUACACCGCUUUCUUCCUCCAAACCUAAACUUUCCACAACGCUCACUUUUCACAAUGUUGCAAAAAAUACUAUACAUUUUAAACCUCUGUACCUUUCAUCCACUCAGAAUUUCAGUUUCUCAACUGCAAAGAGGGUAACAGAGUGUCAUGCAUAUGAAGCUGAUCGGUCAGAGUCAGAGCCAGCGCCGUUGGCGGUUAACAUUGAUGUUCCUGUUGAACCGGUAGCUCAGAAGAUGAAAAUUGGUUUGUAUUUUGCUACAUGGUGGGCUUUGAAUGUUGUGUUCAAUAUAUACAACAAGAAGGUUUUGAAUGCUUUUCCUUAUCCAUGGCUUACUUCCACUUUAUCACUUGCUGCUGGUUCUCUCAUCAUGUUGAUUUCAUGGGCUACAAGAGUUGCUGAUGUUCCUAAAGUUGAUUUUGAUUUUUGGAAGGCUUUGUUUCCGGUUGCAGUGGCACAUACAAUUGGGCAUGUUGCAGCUACUGUGAGUAUGUCCAAAGUUGCAGUUUCGUUUACACACAUAAUCAAAAGUGGAGAACCUGCUUUCAGUGUUUUGGUAUCAAGGUUCUUGCUUGGUGAAUCUUUUCCUUUGCAAGUUUACCUUUCACUGUUGCCGAUUAUCGGAGGUUGUGCACUUGCUGCUGUCACUGAGCUUAAUUUCAAUAUGAUCGGGUUUAUGGGGGCUAUGAUAUCCAAUGUGGCCUUUGUGUUUAGGAAUAUAUUUUCAAAGAAGGGAAUGAAAGGAAUGUCUGUUAGUGGAAUGAACUACUACGCCUGCCUCUCUAUAUUAUCUCUAUUGCUUCUCACCCCUUUUGCUAUUGCUGUCGAAGGCCCAGCGUUGUGGGCUGCUGGCUGGCAAACAGCAGUGUCUCAGAUUGGUCCCAAUUUUGUAUGGUGGGUAGCAGCACAGAGUGUCUUCUACCACUUGUACAAUCAAGUAUCUUAUAUGUCUCUUGAUCAGAUUUCUCCAUUAACGUUUAGCAUAGGGAACACAAUGAAGAGAAUCUCGGUUAUCGUCUCUUCCAUCCUUAUCUUCCGCACCCCAAUUCAGCCAAACAAUGCCCUUGGAGCUGCCAUUGCAAUCCUUGGCACCUUCCUCUAUUCACAGGCUAAACAGUAAUAUGUAGUUUGGAAGCUUCUCUAUGCUAAGGAAAUGUGAGCGAGGAUUCAAUUCAAGGCUGAAGCUCCAAACAAAUGAUAUAUUUAUUAAUGAAGUUAAUAGAAGUUCAGGCUGCUUUAUUUGUGGCUAUAGAGUUAUAGUAAUUUUAAUCACAAUUCAAUUUUGUUUUCACUUUUCAGUCUAUAUGAGUUUUUUGUUUCUUUCCUGUAAUCAGAGGUUAAAAUAAUGUACUGCAGUAAAUAAGAACAAUGUGUCAGAGUUUUGCAUGUUGAGGCUGAUCCUAUAUAUUUUCAAUAAUUGAGGCUU
This is a messenger RNA of Lathyrus oleraceus (garden pea), 1669 nucleotides long. Its product is annotated as glucose-6-phosphate/phosphate translocator 2, chloroplastic. Gene Ontology annotation, molecular function: transmembrane transporter activity. The coding region runs from base 8 to 1363 and encodes 451 amino acids. Gene Ontology annotation, cellular component: membrane. Gene Ontology annotation, biological process: transmembrane transport. The transcript has 5 exons. The record is from RefSeq and is a predicted model, not a curated record. NCBI's taxonomy places the organism in Eukaryota, Viridiplantae, Streptophyta, Magnoliopsida, Fabales, Fabaceae.